Messenger RNA from Strongylus vulgaris, 261 nucleotides. Lineage: Eukaryota; Metazoa; Nematoda; Chromadorea; Rhabditida; Strongylidae. The record is from the annotation of a GenBank genome assembly.
AUGUCUUUCAAAUAUAAUUUGACGGCAGUUGGAGUACGUACUGAUUUCCCAUAUGUAUUAUUGGACGAAAAGUGUUUGAAACUACAAUGUUUGUAUCCUGGUGCUGAGGUGGAAUUUCUACGGCACAAUCUAAAGAUGAUCAAUGCAACUGUAACGCUAGUGCCAACAAAAAUGAAUGCGGACGAAAUGAUUGACAUGCGAAAUAUCGAAAAAGCAUACUUUGAGACUUGCUGGGGACUUAGGCUAGCCUAUGUUCUGUAG